CGAAGGUUUACCGGCUUUCCAGCGAGCACUGCAACUCCAGUUUGGCCCCAAACUUUGGUUUCUUCAGAUUGGAUCUCAUUGAGUAUUGUACGCUUGUAGAGACCGGUUCACGUCUAGGGUAAUUUUGAAUUUCGCGCGUUGUUUUGCCGUCGCUCUUGCGCUAUCUGUGAAUAUAGAUUUGGCUGGAAAGGAUUCCUGUGGAUUUGGUUUGACGAUUGAUUAAAUGAGUUGUGAGUGUAGGUCCGGUCGUGGUAUUUAGGAAGCAAAUAGUAUAGUCCUACUGCGGAGCAGCGGUUUUGGUUUUGGAAGUGCGUGGGUGAUUUAUCUGUUGAAUUUGUUAAUUCAGAAAAGGACGGAGUUUAGGUAUAUCUUCGGUUAGUGGUGUUUCUCUGGCAGUCCUAAAUAUCGGGGGUGACUCUAUUCCUAUUCCUUACUAUUGCCGAAAACUUCUCGCGUAACGAAAAGUGUGUGUACUUUCUGUGAUAUGAAAUAAGUUCUUGUGUUAAUAACUUCAAGGAUUAAAGAGCUCGCAGUUCCGCUAAUAAAUCUAAAGGCGCAUUUGGGGCAAAUUCGAAUUAUCAACCAACCAAGAAGAUGUGCGUCCGUGUCAGCGAAAUUUAAGGUGUUUGGAGUCGCGGUCGUGCGGCGUAGCACGCAAACUUUACAGGACCUGGUCGCUAACUGGGAGGCACGCCAGCGAGUCAGGUGAAUUCAGGUGUCAACAGCUUAAAAGGCCACGUUAAAUUAGUAGUCAGGAAUUGUGUGCAUAAUGCCAGCAAUAGUUGUUGAGGACGUUGCCCUCAACUAUACCUCCGUGGCCAGUGCAGCUUUCCCUUCUGCAACAGACGUGUUUGCGCUCCCAUUUCCGUUAGCCACUUCAGCAGCGAACGAUAGCGAUGAUCUUUGGUCUAGACAGUUUUCGGCGGAUGAUGAUACAUAUCACGGAAUAGGAACAUCUUUUCUGGGGUUUUACGAUGAUGAUGAUGACGACUUUGGAUCACCUAUGCCCUUCGAUGCUAGUGAAAAUGGGUUAUGGAAUGGAAGAUUCGUCCCACCGCCACCUCGACCUCCAUUCUUGGAGGAGUCGAUAAUUGCCGAUGGAAUUACCACCUGUGAUUUAUGCUCGUGGGCAAGACCCACAAAGACAUCGUUUACAUUCGAUGGAACUAUUGAACGGGCAUCAGAAUUAGGUUGGCCACUAGCUAUAAUAAUCGUUUCGCUCCUGUCCGCAAUAAUAGGUGCAAUACUAAUGAUCACUAUCGUUCGGUACAAACGGAAAAAAUCAUCAAAUAGAAAUGAAACGAAUGCAGUCCAGUGGUGGUCAAGGAACAAGCAGCGUCCCCACACACAGUCCAUACGGAGAAACAACAUAUACACCGGCAACCCGUCCGAUAGCAUCCGCGGCCUGCAUCACAAUAUCCAUCACAAUCAUCAUCAUCUUCACCAUCAUAACAACAACCACAACAAUAACAACCACGGGGUCGAAUCGUGCAAUUGGCCAAACGUAACGAGUUUUGUGGUGAACAGCUGAAAGUAAAGGAAACCGAUAUCGCCACCACGCAGCCACAACACUGCCUGUGUCCUGUGGGAAGCCAAAGGGUUGGAGUUCUCUUUCUUUCCAUGUCGAUUUCGACGACUAUCAAAGCGCUUUUGUUCUAAAUGGAAAAUUAUUUUUGGGAGUGCGAGACCCCCCAACAAAGCGGAGGCUUGUUUGCACUAGUGCCAUGUUAGCGGACUGAAGUUUCCUAGGACGGGCUCCUCGCGAUGUCGCAGGACUCCCGUGCGAUUUGAACUGAUCCUGCCCAUUCACUCUUGUUACUCUUCUAUUCUGGUUAAACAUCCGUCACGGGGCUUAGCCGGGGCCACGGGGCACAACAGCAAUUCAAUGAGUCGCCAUCCCUCACCGUGCCCCUUUCAUUCAACGCUGCUUCAGGAUGUGGUCAAUUGUCAUGUCCGCUGGUGCGUCGGGAGUGGACUGCAGAACUGACGCCGCCACCGCCGCAAUCCAAGGGUGUAUCCUGCUUCUGUCGAGGCCGCCGAUUGCAGAUAGUUUAAGUUUGAAAUACAAUUUUGUAAAUAUUUCCCAUGGAACAGUUGCCUAUGGCCAACUCUCAGCAGGAAACACGAAAAGCCUUUUUUGAGUUUCCCUUGUACAGUUUUUAGUCGAUGCCAAAGAUUAGAAUGUAAAACGAUAUACGAGACGGUAUUAAGGAGAGGUUGGGAGGAGACGUUGUAUGCAAAUGUAAUUUUAUAGACUACGAGUACGUAAUUGUUUUUUUUUUGUGGAGCAAAAAAAUCGAAUUGAGAGGAGAAAAUAAAGGAGGAAUGAAACUGAUAAUUGAA
Hermetia illucens (black soldier fly) is the source of this 2343-nucleotide messenger RNA. RefSeq lists its product as uncharacterized. The transcript has 6 exons. NCBI's taxonomy places the organism in Eukaryota, Metazoa, Arthropoda, Insecta, Diptera, Stratiomyidae. Bases 770 to 1531 code for a protein of 253 amino acids. The record is from RefSeq and is a predicted model, not a curated record.